AUGACGACAGCGCACCGGUACACGAGGGCAGAGAAGGGGAAGGCUAUCGCCGGCUCAUCCCGUUGGAUAAUAGACCCCCCGGGUAUACUCCCAGAUGUGGAGAAUGAAGAGUUGAUUGAAGAGAAUAAGCUGUCGCUUAUAGGACGUGUCCUUCACCCAGCGACCCAGAGUCCAGCCGCGAUCUUGAACUUUCUACCCCAGAUCUGGGAUACCAAAGAAGGAAGAGUGCAGGUCCAACUUGACGCUUUCAAACCACUUAGCAUGAAGAAAACGGUACAGCUGAAACCGGGAACGGAGAUGCCAGUGGAAUUUGAAUAUGAAAGAUUAGAAAAGCAUUAUUUUACGUGCUUUGCUCUCACUCAUGAGGAAUUGGAUUGUCCAAAAAGGUCUAGAGGCCCGGUUGGGGAAGCCAACAAACGUGGUAUAAACCAACAAAAAACGGUGUACGUCUUGAGGAAGAUAAGAGGAAAAGAGAUUCCAUAA
This is a messenger RNA of Arabis nemorensis, 483 nucleotides long. NCBI's taxonomy places the organism in Eukaryota, Viridiplantae, Streptophyta, Magnoliopsida, Brassicales, Brassicaceae. The record is from the annotation of a GenBank genome assembly.